Messenger RNA from Thermothelomyces thermophilus ATCC 42464, 1554 nucleotides. RefSeq lists its product as uncharacterized. The coding region runs from base 427 to 597 and encodes 56 amino acids. NCBI's taxonomy places the organism in Eukaryota, Fungi, Ascomycota, Sordariomycetes, Sordariales, Chaetomiaceae. The record is from RefSeq and is a predicted model, not a curated record. The transcript has 2 exons.
CGGCUUUACCAGCUCGGCGCCCUUCCACGUUCCGUGACCCAGGUCGCAAAGAAAGCAUUACCGUCAUCGAGGCGUGAGUGCGCCAUCACUCCGCCGUCCGUUUUGGGGUCGGCACUAACACCACCUGAGAAGCAGCGAGGGGCAUUCCCACUCCUUUCCUCUUUUGAGAGGCGCGCCUGCAGCACACACCUCGCAACCCCCCUCAAAAAAGUUAGGGUAUCCCUGGCUUGGCUGGGUUCACACCAUACCCGAGGGCAGCUACUCUUCGGAGUUACCCAUCUUGCCCUACUACGUACCUGACCGACUACUAGUACCAGGUACGGUAGUCCUCUUCUUGGGUAGAUACCUCACCCACAUCCGGUUCGGUGAUCCCACCACCUCGACAACCGACGGCCGAGGCGGAGCACAGCGCAAUCGGAAAACAAGAUGGCGCUCGCCAGCUAUAGCCAAUGCGCCCACUCGUUCGUCAUGAUCAAGUCUGACAACACCUUGAUCGAGUGGAGGUGCCACGACUGCCACGACGGCCCGUUCUGGUUCAUCUGGGAAUGCCGGUACUGCCGGCACCACACGUGCCGGACUUGCAUGGACAACGCCUAAGAUCCCCGCGCCGGCAGCGCCCGCCUGUGCCUACCUAGGGGUACCGACACUCACAUGGGUAGGCGGCCCCUUGGGGUGAGGGCGCUGGGGUGCGGGGGAAUGGCGAGGUUCGUUCGUUGCCUGCCGUCGCAAAUCUGGGCUUGGAUCGGAGAAGACGGUGGAAUGUGUGCCCGAGGGAGCGGGAAGAAACCUGGAAAGCGCCUGUCGUUUUCUCGGUUGCUGUGGACGAGGUGGCCUGGCUUGUCUCGGCAGAGCUUUUGAAGUAGGCAGGAGACCCGCAACAUAACAACGGCCUGACCACACAGCUGGGACCUCCCAACGCCUUCCAGCAAACGACAGGGUGCGAAUUGCGACUCCAAAAAGCUCGGAUUCUCAAGCGUGCGAGCUAGUCUGGCGCCAACUCUCUUCCACACGCCCUCGUCAGAAAAAGAACUCCGAUCGUGCGGCGCUCUCCGUUCCUAAUCGUUCCCAACAUUCCCCCCGCCUGGCACACCAAGUCAGUUCACAUGCUCGGUACUUUUAACUCUCACCGUUUUGCUCCCAAGGAAGCUCCACUACACCGCCAUGUCACCAUGUACGCGACUUGCAGCAGGACCUUGCUCGCUCCCUUGACACAACACUACGACCACACGGCUUUUCUUCUUCGUUUGUCUUCUCUUUCCUUUUUAUUUUGGUUUCUCUUUUUUCGCCUUUUAUCUUUUCUUGUGCACGCAUGAGGAGUUUGCGAUAGACGGAUUAAGUUACGGCACUCUCGGUGGGAAUAGACUUUAGGGUUCAUUGCCCGUGGACGACCACUGGAUGGUAACGGAUUUGAAGUUUACGGGGGCUGCGGCCAGUACUUUAGAAGGUGGGGUGGAGGAGGGGGCAGUGAUCUUGGCAGGCUGGUGUGUCGGUUACAGGCGUUAUCAGAAGAAAAAAAAACGUAAGGUGAAGAAAAAAUAACACAAGGUGUCCAAG